Molecule: messenger RNA, 1071 nt
Organism: Magallana angulata
Lineage: Eukaryota; Metazoa; Mollusca; Bivalvia; Ostreida; Ostreidae
Exons: 1
Coding region: 1-1071 (356 amino acids)
Biological process (GO): deoxyribonucleotide biosynthetic process
Cellular component (GO): cytosol
Molecular function (GO): ribonucleoside-diphosphate reductase activity, thioredoxin disulfide as acceptor
Source: RefSeq, a predicted model, not a curated record
AUGGCUGCAAACGAAAAAACCGGUAUCGUUAACUUACCUCUACAAAGUAUGUUCUCCCAGAUGGACGUCUACUUGAACAACAAGUUAGUCUCUUUUAAUACCAAUAACUACCCUUGGAAGGCGUACCUCAAAACAAUCUUAUUCAGCGGAAAAGACGAGCUAUAUUCACAGAAACAAUCUGAGCUAUUUUAUAAAGAUGAGGGAAAUAUUAACGACGCAAAUGCAUAUAACGGAGGCAAUGCAGGACUGGUCAUGCGAUAUGCUUACACACAGCAAAGUAAAGUCUUUGAAUUGGAAGGAAACCUAAUGGAAGAUAUCUUUGAUACAGAUAAAUACUUAAUAAAUGGGGUAGACGUCUACAUCAAACUAUUUAGAUCCAGUGCUCCUUUUGUCAUCAUAUCUGCCAAUAGUACUCCGGCAUAUAAAAUAGAAUUACUAGACGUCGUGUACAAGGUGGCCAAAGUGCGGGUAGAUCCUGGUGUUUUGCUAAACCACAGUAAACAGAUUGAAGCCACUCCUGUAAAGUAUACCUUAACCAGAAAUGAGCUAAAAAUGAAUACCAUACCAAAAGGAUCCACAGAGUUUUAUUGGGACAAUAUAUUUCCUCAGGCGAUACCCGAUCGCAUCGUGGUAGGUCUGGUGGACCAAAAAGCUGUGAAUGGGGAUUACACAACUAAUCCCUUCAACUUUGAGCAUAUGGGAUUAACAGAUGUCGGGAUAUAUAUUAACGGGGAAAGCGUACCCGGUAGACCAUUAAAGACAGACUUUUCAGCGGGACUUUAUUCAGAUGCCUUUGUACGUUUAUUUGAAGCCUCUGGGAAAUGGAACAACGAUGCUGGACUGAUCAUCUCCCGUGAUGACUUUGGAAAAGGAUAUUCACUCUUUGUAUUUACAGUAGAUCCGUGUGGGUUUGGAGAUGAGUAUUUAAAUCUGAUACGUCGGGGCAACACCAGACUGGAGUUGAAAUUCAAACAAGCAACAAGCAAAGCCGUCAACGCCAUAGUAUUUGCAACCUUUUCAUCUCUACUAGAGAUCGACAAAUCACGAGACAUCAAUUACAUUCAGCCAUGA